AUGCUGGGAUCAAGUGUAUCUGAUUUGGUGGAGGAGCGAUUUGCAGAUGGGAGGCUUCCGGAACAUAUCGCCAAGUCUGUUGCGAGACAGGCUCUGAUGGGACUUGAAGGAUUGCAUCGUAGGAAGAUCGCACAUGGAGAUUUCCAUAUCCGCAACCUGGCCUUCACUAUACCCCCAAUGGCCAACGUCCCAGAACACGAAUUCAUCGAUAUACUAGGAAAACCAGACAUCGGACUUGUCCGCAGAAAUGACGGUAAAUGUCUCGAGCCUGGUAUACCCGAGUACAUUGUUAGACCUGCGAGUUCACAUACACGAUCAUGGCAAUUGUCGGAUACCAUCAAGAUCGUCGACUUCGGUGAAUCAUUUACACAGAAUAAUGUGCCCAAGACACUCCACACUCCAUUAGUAGUCCGGGCACCUGAAGUGAUAUUCAAAGAUCGGCUGGAUUAUCGUGUGGAUUUGUGGAGUCUGGGCUGCAUGUUAUUCGAGUUAUUUGCGGGUCAACCUCCCUUUGAUAACAUCUUGAUUACUCCCAGAGUCCUCGUUGAGCAAAUGCAAGAGAUAACGAAUGAAGCAUUGCCCCAGAGAUGGGUACCUUUAUGGGAGUCAAUGCGUGGCGACGAUGCCACUGCGGAUAAUGGGCCUAAACUGCAGGAGUGGCUUGAAGAGAUGUACUUUGAUGGUGAGCGAAAAGAGGAAUUGACGAGAGAUGAUAUUAUGAAAUUGGGGAGGAUUAUUCGGAAGUUGUUACGCUUUGAGCCAGCUGCUCGUGCUUCGGUGAAAGAGAUCUUGAAUGAUCCCUGGUUUAGAGAGUAA
This is a messenger RNA of Aspergillus welwitschiae, 816 nucleotides long. RefSeq names its product kinase-like domain-containing protein. Gene Ontology annotation, biological process: protein phosphorylation. The record is from RefSeq and is a predicted model, not a curated record. NCBI's taxonomy places the organism in Eukaryota, Fungi, Ascomycota, Eurotiomycetes, Eurotiales, Aspergillaceae. Bases 1 to 816 code for a protein of 271 amino acids. Gene Ontology annotation, molecular function: ATP binding; protein kinase activity. The transcript has 3 exons.